Molecule: messenger RNA, 4463 nt
Organism: Melanotaenia boesemani (Boeseman's rainbowfish)
Lineage: Eukaryota; Metazoa; Chordata; Actinopteri; Atheriniformes; Melanotaeniidae
Exons: 8
Coding region: 137-2905 (922 amino acids)
Biological process (GO): IRE1-mediated unfolded protein response; mRNA processing; protein phosphorylation
Cellular component (GO): IRE1-TRAF2-ASK1 complex
Molecular function (GO): ATP binding; RNA endonuclease activity; protein serine/threonine kinase activity
Source: RefSeq, a predicted model, not a curated record
UGAUGUACGAUGGGAGGAGCAGAGAGAAAGCAGACACGCAGAUAGAAAUAGACUGGAAUAAAACAGCAUGACACUUUUUAAGCACAGAUUACAACAGCAGACGCCCAGCUGCAACACUGAUAUCUGAAGCAAGAAAAUGAAUAUCAUCACACAGCUAAAACUGGAAAUACCCCAACCGACAGAAACCCAUCCUGUAAUACAGUGUAUCCUCAACAAGAACCUGAAGAAGCUCAAGAAGUUACUGAGAGACCACAACAUCAAUGAAGUGUAUCCCUGCAAAGAGUGGAAUGAUUAUAUAACCCCACUGAUUGCUGCUGUUGUAAGUCAGAGCAGUGAUAUCUUCCAUUACCUUUUGCGUCAAGGAGUGGACCCAAAUGGUCCUUCCCAAAAAGGCCUCACAUCUCUACAUUAUGUCUCAAUUUCCAAAGCACCACUUAGUUUUGCGAAGGAGCUGUUUGCUGCAGGAGCGAAUCUGAACGGCUGGAAUUUCAUGACACCACUGCAAGUUGCUGCAGCCCACGACAGAGAAGAUGUUAUAAAAUUUCUCCUCUCUGCUGGUGCUCAGGUGACUUUGUUACCUAUAACUGAUCCUCAGCAUCUAAAUUUAAUUAAGAAAUUAGCUCAGAUUAUUCACAACUUGGCAUCCAAAGGAGAUAAAUUGUCUGCCAAAAUCUGCUGUUUUUUGGACAUGGAAAUUGCUGUACGUGAGGAAUCACCAGAAGAACUGUUCAGAACUUUUCAAAGUCACAUGCUGCAGGAGGAUCCUCAGACCCAUUUGACCAUGAUUGAAGUGCUGUUCACUGUUACUGGGCAAGGACAAGAAAAAUACUGCCAAGGAAGUAUUAAAUGGCUGAAAGAAACUGGAAAUCUGAACACCUACAUUGAAGGUGCAGUCAGUCGUUUUGCGAGCAUCCCCAAGGCGCACAUAAACAGGUCAAUUGAGAGUUUACAUGCCAUCUUCUGCACAAUGGAAGAUAUACUAAAUGAGCAAGCACUGGCUAUAAUUCCCCAACUACUGGAACAGCUUUGUUUAAAAGAGAAACCUGAUAUUUGGGAAGCCGUCCUGAAAACUUUAUAUGUAAUAAUACAGAAAACAAAGGGCACCGAUGGCUGGGAUUCCACCUUUAUGGAGAAGUUGUGCAGAACAAUUGCUCCUUUUGUAAAGGAGCAGCAUUCCCUUAACAUCAGGAUGUACACAUAUGGCAUAUUUGCAAACUUGCUCGCAAUGGAACAUGCAGCUAAUGCUAUUAAAUCAGUGGGGAUAACUUCAGUACCUGAAGACAUACAGAUUUCUGCAGAUAUGACAACUAAUGACAAGCUGAAAGAAGUUCUCAAACGUCUGAAAAUCUUUCUUUGCAAGCUGAACUCUGAUUGCGAGGGCAAUGCAGCCUUACCUGAACCUAGAAAAAAGAAGAAAAAGAAGAAGAAAAAGGCUAAAAGAGAGGAGAAAGAAGAGGACACAAAUGCUAAAGAUGAUAGUACUGCAUCUGCAUCUGACACAGUCAUGAUGGUUUCUCCUGCAGAUUCAACUUCAGUUGGGCGGCCGUUCCACUUUGACACCACCGGUUCAUUGGGAACAAGGAAAUGGCUGCAAAUCAGCGAGCGAUGGAAGGAAAAAUUAGAGAAGCUUGUUAGCACUUAUGAAAGUACGGUAACCAGAAUUGGCAGCAUUAUUUAUGUGAACGAUGCAGAAUUUCGAAUAGCAAAAGGAAGCGAUGGAACUGAGGUUUUCUUGGGGCUGAGGGAUGACGGCACAGAAGUUGCGAUAAAGAGAAUGUCUAAAAGCAAUUAUCAAGUUUUGAAGAAUGAGGAAGGGAUCCUGCGACUACCAGAACUUGAUCAUCCAUCCAUUGUGCGAUACAUUGAUGCUGCAGAGGACCAAAACUUUGGUUAUCUUGGUCUCCAGCUUUGUGAAUUCACCUUGGAAGAAUGUAUAAGAGAUAAUGAUGAUGACCCGCUAGUCAGACAGAAGCUUGUUUUUGAGGUUCUUGACAGUUUACGGGUGCUUCACUGUCAAAAUCCUCAAGUUCUCCACAGAGAUCUCAAACCACAGAAUGUUUUGAUUGAUGUCACAGGGAGGGCAAGAUUAGCUGACUUUGGCAUAAGCAGACGUUUACUCAAAGACCAAACAACCCUGCGAACAGCCAGCGCAGGAACUAAGUGUUGGAUGGCCACAGAGACUCUUUCAGAAGAAUCUGACAUACCAUACAAGUCAAGCACUGACAUACAGGUGGCAGGGAUGCUGAUUUACUACAUCCUCUCUGGAGGACACCAUCCAUUUGGCAAAUUCUUUGAAUGUGAGUUCAACAUUUAUAAAGGGAGGUACAGUUUGGAUCAUGUUGAAGAUGUGGUGGCGAAGGAUCUCAUUGAGUGGAUGAUCAACAAGGAACCAAAGAAAAGACCCAAAGUGGAGGAAUGCCUGAGUCAUCCCUUCUUCUGGCCUCGUAGAAAGAAGAUAGAUUACUUGAAGAAAGCAGGUAAUAGGGAUGAAGCUGCAAACUAUCGAAAUGCUGACCAGGAACUGAUUCAUUCAUUUGAAAGGUUUGCUGAGGAUGGAUCCUUCAAACAGUGGAAAAAUAAGUUUCCAGAACAGCUGAUUCAGAAGAUGGAUGGCAAGAAGAAAUACACCGAAAACAUUCUGGGAUUGCUGCGAUUCAUUCGUAACUUCCAUGAGCACUACAGUAAGGAGGCAGCUGAAGUUGAUGUCCUGGCAUUAUUUCCUGAUUUAUUUGGAUGUAUUUACAAGGGUGCCAAGAGCAAUGGGUGGAAUGAGGACUCACCCUUAAAUGAAAUGUUUCAAAGAGAAGACUUCAGUGCUGACUUUGUGAUGCCCUCAGCCAACACAGAGCAGCUUCUACACGCCCCAGUUCAAGAGUCUUGUCUUAGUGAUGCUCCUGCUUCCUGAUUUACCUCUCCUCCUCCCUCUGGACCAAUUGCUGCUGCCUCUUCCAGAUUCCAGGGAUAAAACCUCUGCCAUCCUGUCGUCUGCCAGCAGCUGUGUCCACUUGUCAGACAGCUCGCCUUCUUUGUGACUCUGAUUGUUUGAGUAGUGUGGACCUCUUAUUUUAUUCUACUGUGGUCUAGAACUGUGCCUUUGAGGUUUCUGUGGUUUUGUUAAUGUUGUUUAUUCAUUGAAGCAGAUUUGUAAUUUUGUUUUGUAGUCACUCUACUCAGACAGGUUUCGUUUCUUUUGUUUUAGACAUUACUUAGUUAAAUUUUUAAAUUUUUUAAAUUUUUAAAGUUUUCUUUGAUUUGAGCAGCACCACACACCCAUUACUUCUGUUUGUUUCAGCUUGUCUAUAGCUGAGAUGGGUGGUAAGGUUUUGUAUAUAUUUUUUCUGUGAUAUCUCUACAUUAUAGCAGGACAUAAGAAGUUUAACAAAUAGAUAUAAUGAACUAAAUCCUAUAUUGACUUGUUUUUAUAAAUGGCAAUGCAUAAACAUGUGAAUUUUGAUUGUAUUAUUUUAUAUUCUUGAAGUGUACUUCACCAUGUGGUUGUUCUAAAGUAAGACCUUUGAUAGUUAUUCUGAUUUUUUAAAAAAUGCCAUUUUUUAUGGGAUGCAGAAUGUACCUAGCGUUAUAAGACAGGGUUUAUUUGUCUCUUUUUUCCAGAGAAGUGCCUCUAUUUUGUGUCUGAAGGUUUUUAUUAGGACUUUGUUGACUUGUUGUGAGUGUUGGCAACUGGAUCAUCUCCCAGUACGAGCUGACGAUCCAGAGACCAAUAUAUUAAUUUAAAAUCUUUUACUGUGAUAUAACCCUUUAUCCGACUGGACUUUGGUUGAUUUAUGGCUCAUUUUGUGUAUUUAACUAAGUCUGUCUGGUAGCCUGACAGGACACCUUGUGAUGGAGAUGUGAACUGCAGCCAUGUUCAGUUGUCUUCCUUAGCUUCAGUAUCAGAGUGAGUCAACAGUUAACGAGGCAAUAAAGCAUGUGCUGCGUGAAUUGACCGUGCGUUUAUGAAUAACUUGUGAGUAUUGAGAUUACAGACAGAUUGAGUGUUCUUUAUUUUAUCAUAAUCAUUGUAGAUAUAGCGUAUAUGUGAUUCAGUGCCUUUUCUGGUAUUCUGUAAGCAGAUAAUCAUGUCAUUGUUAGUGGGCUAUUAGCAUGUAGCUGUAUGCUUAUUUGAGAACAUAUUUGACAGUUAUUGUUAAUCCAGGAAACAGGAAUUCAUUGCUUCGUAUCAAUAUUCCAGACUGUUCAGAUGUUUCUUGAAAAUAGUCAUAUUAAUGAUGUAGGUGUGGAGGGAGGAAGUAGUUAAUUGCCAUGGCUAUUUAUAUUUGAGUUAAUAUUGUAGAUUCCUAUCUUUAGUUUAAUCCUUCAAGAAACUGUGUAAAGCUUUAUUUAAUUUGGUUCCAAUAUGUGUUCUGUUGCAGACCACACACACCCCCAAACUCACCUACUUCACGCUCUCAUGUUCUGUUCAUCUAUGUUGAAUAAACAAGUUAAAUGACAUCUCUUCUCUG